AUGGCUCCUAUCUCAUCAAAUUCAUUCAAUACCAGCCAGUCUGUCUUGGAUCAGUUUGGAAAUCCAACUGAUGUACCAGAUGAUCAGCUUAUUGAGUCAAUUUUUGCAGAAAAAAAGACAGUACACGCAGAAGAUGCAAUUGAUUAUGAGGACAUCGAUGAAUUGGCUGAUGACGAGUCGCCCAUAGAAUCGAGUAGUUUGAGGCAAAGAGAGUCUAAUGGUGAUGUUGACCUUGACCUUGACCUUGAAAAUGGUGUUGAUGCUGAUGUUGAGGUUGAUAUGGGUAUAGAUAUCGACGAUGAAUUUGACCAGAUGAUACGAGAGCAGCCAGAGCUGCGAUUUGAUGAAAUUAGUCAGGCUGAGCAGCAUAGAGCAGAGGAGCUCGCAGAUGAUCAAUUUGAAGAAAUGUUUGGAGAUAUGGAAGGUUCCGAAGAAAUUGGUGAAGUUGCAAAUGAUCAUUUCAACAAUCUUGAUUUGCACUUGGGUGUUAAGGUAGUAGAGGAAGAAGAUGAAGGUCGCAACGACUUCCAUGAUCUCGAUGAUAUGUUUGAAGAGCUGGGAAAGACAAGUGGGACGAACGAAACAAGUGAGAUGAAACCGCCGAGUGAUCUGAGCGAGCUGAGAAAGCUUCAAACAACAACCGAAAACGAAAACGAAAACGAAAACGAAAACGAAAACGAAAACGAAAAGACAAGAAUAGCAUUAAGGGAGCAGAAACGAGAAAAAGUACGACGUGCGAUACAAGAGUUGCAGCUGCGGCGAACUCAAAAGACUUUGGUUCAUUACUUUCCCUUGUACUCGGCUGACAAGUCGCUUGAUUUCCAUAAAGUAUUAGCUCCUGCACCCAAAUAUUAUAGGUACGCCAGACCUCAUAUAUCAUUUAGAAAGAUUGUAAAAAGUCUAGUGCCAACAAAACCCAAGUUGGAGCUUGAUCUAGACGACAAGAGAUUAUUCAAGCAAGUACACUCCAUGGCCGACAACAAUAGAACUAUUAACACAACUACGAUUACCCAGGAUGAUCUUGAGGUUGCGCGAAACUUGGAGCAAAAGCGUUCUAAAAUAGAUACAUUUAUUAAGCAAUUAGAAUACGUGAAGCGUGAUUGGCAUAAUGAUAAUAUUUUUAAAAAUUAUUCAAAAGAUUUGGUGUUGUCAAAUACUGACUGGGAUGAUGAAGCAAUUUUGAAUGCUGGCGAUACAAUUAAAGAUGAGCAACGGCGACCAUUUCGUUCCUUUUAUGGACAUACUGCAGCAGAGAAGGCCGAGGAAGAACAAGCUGAAGAAGAAGAAGAACAGCAACAAGAAGAAGAAGAAGAAGAAGAAGAAGAAGUAUCUGCAGCAGCAGCAGCAAAAGAUGAUAAUGGUGAAGAGAAAGUUGGUACAAUGGGUGCAAAUGGUGAAAUUGGUAAAAGAAACAAAAAGAAUAAACGAGAGAAAAGAACGGGCCAUCUUUUUGACGAAGACAUUUAUGAGGGCCGCAUUGAUAUUGACUCAUUCAAGCUUGAUCUCAAUGAUCCCAAUCUUCUCUUUGUUCCACAGAAAGACGCAAUUUCGCGUAAAACCAAAACAAGUGUAUUAACGCAUUCUGCACUAGCUGAUCGUUUCAAAAUUUCGAACGACGACGAAUAUGAGGUUUUGCGUAAAAACUACAACACAAAACAGAGAUCUCAGUUGAGCAAUCUCAAUAUCGAACAUUCUGUUCCAGCGUUACGACUACAGACGCCUUAUUAUAAGGUGAAGAUGUCGAGAACAGAUUUGAGAUCAUUCCACCGUCCAAAUUUUAAUGUGAGACCUGGUACUCUAGUAAGUUUUUCGAGACUCAAGAUUAGAAAAAAGAAAAAGGAUAAAGGCAAGUCUUUACAUGAAGUUUUUGCCAAGACAACGGACCUUAGUACUGCCGAUACUGCAAACAUUGUGGCUCUUGAAUACUCUGAACAAUAUCCUUUUGUAUUAUCGAAUUUUGGAAUGGGAUCAAAAUUGAUCAAUUAUUAUAGAAAAGAGAAAGAAGAUGAUACUUCGCGACCCAAGGCGCAAGUUGGAGAAACACACGUUUUGGGGUUAGAAGAUCGUUCGCCGUUUUGGAAUUUUGGUGAAGUUGCACCUGGUGAUUUUGUGCCUACGCUAUAUAACAAUAUGGGCCGUGCCCCGAUUUUCAAACAUGAUCCAAGAAAUACUGAUUUUUUGUUAGUGAGUUCGCAGGGAGCUGGUUCACAUCAAAGGUACUUUUUAAGAGCGAUAAAUUUCAAUUUCGCUGUUGGAAAUGUGUUUCCAUCUGAGAUCCCGGCGCCUCAUUCUAGGAAAGUAACAAAUAUCUCCAAAAAUAGGCUCAAAAUGAUUGUUUAUAGGGUCAUGAAUGCAAAAGGAGCGCCUCGAAUAGUUGUUAAAGAUGUUUCAAAGCAUUUUCCAGAGCAGACCGACAUGCAAAGUAGACAAAGACUCAAGGAGUUUAUGGAGUACCAAAGACAGGGUGAUGAUCAAGGAUUCUGGAAAGUACGUGGAAUGGAUGACAAUAUACCGAGUGAAGAGGAUAUUCGAGCAAUGAUUACUCCUGAAGAUUCUGCCAUGGUUGAUAUUAUGCAAUGUGGGCAACAAUUAAUAGAAGACAAUAGUGUAUUAUUUGGCGAUAAGAGAAGAGAUGCAAAAAAGAAAUUAGAAGGUAAAGAUGGCAAAGACAGCAAGGAAGGAGAUGCUGAAGAUAUUGGUGGUACAGAUGUUAAUGAUGACAAGAAGGAGAAAUCAAAGAAGCUUAAGGAGGGAGAGAGUGAGAUCGACCUUGAAGAAGAGAUGGCACCGUGGAAUCUUUCUCGGAAUUUUGUUGUUGCCAAUCAGACCAAAGCAAUGCUUCAACUUAAUGGCGAGGGUGAUCCCACUGGUAUUGGUUUGGGGUAUUCCAUGCUUCGUGCUUCUCAAAAGAAUCCGUUCAAGCCAAAGUUUCCACCUCCACCAGAAGUUGUCCCCAAGAGUAACUCUGCUGCAUAUAACCAGAAAUUAUAUGAACAAGAAAUUAAUCGAAUUUGGUACUCGCAAAGAAGCUCUUUGGUUGACCAUGGUCCAGAUUUUGAUCUUGAACAAAUUUACAAAGAGUACGUACCAGCAGAUCACGAGGCUUAUUAUCUUGGCAAGGAGAAGCAAGAUAUGGAGGACGAUGAGCAAAGUUUCAAAAAGAGUGAAAAGAAGAUACUCAAGAUCUCGAGACAAGUGCGCGACCAGCACGGUAUAUUGCAGAGAAAGACCGAUAUCAUUAUUGACCCUAGGUUGAUUAGGGCCUAUAUCAAGAGAAAGAAAAUGUUGGAGGACGAGUUGCUUCGAAAUGCUGAUGUGGAUGAAAUUUUGCCCACCAAUGAUAAAGAAUUGAAUGCUUUACGUCGUAAAGCAUUGGAAGAGAAACUUGCUAAUUUGGAAAAACGGGCUAAACAAAGCAAAGCAAAGAAAGCUCCAAAUGAUGCAAUUCAUGCUGCUGCUGCUGCGGGUGCCACCAUUAUUGAUGCAAACACUGUGAUGAUGCCCGAUGGUACUUAUGUCAUUGGAGGCAAGGGAAUUGGAAAGGGAAAAAGCACUACGCGUAGAUGCAAAUCGUGUGGUUCGUUUGGCCACAUUAGAACCAAUAAGGCGUGUCCCUUGUAUAAUCAAAUGAUUACCGGGUUAUUGCCUCAGAAGCCAGAUAGUCAAGGAUCAGGCGGUGAUAGCUCUGAAACAUUUUCUUCACUGGGAGUGAAGAUAGAGAGCGGUAGUCCCUAUGCAGACGAGGCAGGCUCUCCCAGUCCUGGAUUCUUAUCUGGUAGCACAUCAGCAGUAGCCAGUCCCUCUCCUCAUAUUACAAACUAA
This is a messenger RNA of Lodderomyces elongisporus, 3822 nucleotides long. RefSeq names its product Taf145p (gene TAF145). Bases 1 to 3822 code for a protein of 1273 amino acids. Lineage: Eukaryota; Fungi; Ascomycota; Pichiomycetes; Serinales; Debaryomycetaceae. Gene Ontology annotation, biological process: RNA polymerase II preinitiation complex assembly; transcription by RNA polymerase II. Gene Ontology annotation, cellular component: transcription factor TFIID complex. Gene Ontology annotation, molecular function: RNA polymerase II general transcription initiation factor binding; histone acetyltransferase activity; RNA polymerase II general transcription initiation factor activity. The record is from RefSeq and is a predicted model, not a curated record. The transcript has a single exon.